AUGACCACCACAAUACCAAACCUAAUCGCACAAUACAACCAACAAGUCCCCGCGCCUCAACUCCCCCUCCCCUCCGGCACAACCCUCCUCCACCCCGCCACCCAAUCCACCAUCUACGAGCGCAUGUUCAACAAAGAUAAUCCACAGGCAUGGCCAUUACCGCCGGUAGGGUACCGGAUGAGAGUGUUAAAAAUGAUUCUGGGGAGGUUGGAGGAGGCCAUAGUUAAUCCGGAGGAGGAUGAAAUCAUGGACGAGCUGGUAGAAACAUGGGGUGAAUUGAUUACGCUCCCAAAGCCCUCGCAAAUCCAGCAGGCGCAGCAAUUAGGGUACAUCAAAUACACUGCCCCAUCGCCAGCCCAGUCAGACCCCAACCAAGAGCCUCGAACAGUCAUAACAUCCGAAUCCCGUGGCCUAAUCCUCUCCUCCGGCACAACGGGUUUCCGCACCUGGGAAGCAGCCCUCCACCUAGGCACAUACCUCUCCUCACCGUCUAUCGCAGACGAACUUAUCAAGGGAAAACGGGUCCUGGAACUAGGCGCAGGGACGGGCUUCGUAUCACUUCUUUGCGCGAAAUAUCUCAGUCCGAAAGCGGUUGUUGCGACGGAUCGCGAACAGGCGCUUAUUGAGAGUAUAGCGGAUUGUGUGGGUAGGAAUGGGAUUGGCGAGGGGGUGUUGGUUCCGGGGAUUUGGGAGUGGGGGAGUGAGAUGGCUGUUGAUGGGGUGGACGGAGAGGGGUUUGAUGUUGCGCUUGGGGCGGAUUUGAUAUACGACAAAGAUCUCAUCCCGCUCCUUCAAUCAACCCUAACUACGCUUUUCGAACGCUAUAACCUCCAGCAAUUCAUCAUCUCGGCUACGCUGAGGAAUGAAGAGACGUUCCAGGCGUUUUUGGAUGCUUGUCAAACGAACAACUUCAAAGUCGACCGGAUACCCUUCGAAUCACCACCAGAAGACCAGCAAACAGGAUUCUUCCAUUCAACCUCGAUCCCGAUAAAAAUGUUCAGUAUCCGGCGGUAG
This is a messenger RNA of Aspergillus ruber CBS 135680, 1014 nucleotides long. RefSeq names its product protein-lysine N-methyltransferase. NCBI's taxonomy places the organism in Eukaryota, Fungi, Ascomycota, Eurotiomycetes, Eurotiales, Aspergillaceae. The transcript is spliced from 4 exons. The record is from RefSeq and is a predicted model, not a curated record. Bases 1 to 1014 code for a protein of 337 amino acids.